AUGCCUCAAUCAUCCGCAGAACCAAAGCAGUCUGCGGAAGAGAAGCCGGUGGAGAAACAACUCUCCGACCUCAAUUUCGGCGAAGAAGACGGCCAAGAAAACCAAACCCACCAACAAACUCUGCUGCCGACGCAAGCGCACGACUCUCCCCAAGAUGACGACAAGGAACAAGCACUGAAGCUCUGCGAGAUUUGCGCGGACAGUAAGCAAUCGCACCAGAUUCUCGCCGUCGGAGCGUGCACCCACGCCGCCUACUGCACGGACUGCAUAUCCCGCCACGUGGCGGCCAAAAUCGGGCAGAGCGGCGCGGCGGCGACCGUGAUCACCUGCCCUGCUUCGGGGUGCGGGACCGCAAUCGAGCUCGAUUCCUGCCGCGGUGCUCUCCCCAAGGCGGUGAUCGACAAAUGGGAGGAGGCCCUGUGCCGGAACUCGAUCGGAGAGUCGCAGAGGUUCUACUGCCCCUUCAGGGACUGCUCGGCGAUGCUUGUGGCGGAGCCUGCGGAGGCAGAGGCGGAAUCGAUCAGGGAGUCGGAGUGUCCGUACUGCCACAGGCUGUUCUGCGCGCAGUGUGGCGUGGCGUGGCACUCCGGCGUGGACUGCGAAGUGUUCCAGGGGCUGGGGCAGGACGAGCGAGGCAGGGAAGACAUUAUGGUGAUGGAGAUGGCGGAGAGCAACAAGUGGGGGUGUUGUGUUCCUUUGCGUAAGUUCUCGUAA
Messenger RNA from Linum tenue, 714 nucleotides. NCBI's taxonomy places the organism in Eukaryota, Viridiplantae, Streptophyta, Magnoliopsida, Malpighiales, Linaceae. The record is from the annotation of a GenBank genome assembly.